AUGCGUAACAUUUCGCUGCCUGUUUCGGAACGGCUUUCAUUUGACAGAGGAGAGAAAUGUAAAAUUUAUGUCAAAUAUCCUUUAAUUGCAAUAAAGUAUUCUGAGGAGCACAAGAAGAGCAAAAAGUUACAACUUGAAUUCCGUGACAGAGAUACAUUCGACAACUGCAUAUCGUAUUUUGACCUCUGGAGUAUUCCAAAAAAGAUUUUGGAUUCACAAGAGCUGGAUAUUUCUGCAUGCUCGCAACUUACACAGGCAUCCCAACAGAGUGUUGAGCAGUUUAAUUUUUCCCAGCAAGGGGUUAAAUCACUGGAGCCUUCCCAGGCUGAAAAGUCUGAUCAUGAAGAGGCUGAAAUACCUAUAGGCAUCAAAGAUUUAAAACGCAAUUCCGUUACUUGGAGCCAAAAUCUUUUGGGUAAUACAAAUAUUAUUGAUCACACCGAGCAACCCGAAAUUCCUGACUAUGGAAAUCCCACAACUCUUGCAAACAUCUUGGAGAAAAAGCUCCAGGAUCCCAAUUUCAUUGAUUUGGUAAGUUUCUGA
Molecule: messenger RNA, 543 nt
Organism: Brettanomyces bruxellensis
Lineage: Eukaryota; Fungi; Ascomycota; Pichiomycetes; Pichiales; Pichiaceae
Exons: 2
Coding region: 1-543 (180 amino acids)
Biological process (GO): reciprocal meiotic recombination
Source: RefSeq, a predicted model, not a curated record